GAAAAAUAAAACACGUAAUCGAGGUUUCUAGAAAGUUUCGGUUUGAUGGACCUGGUAUAUAAGAGCUUGUUUGUCCCGAUGUAAAACACUUUGUGACGUAUAGUAAAUCACAGUUUUAGCACUCAAGACACUUAUACAAUGGAAAUGGAGAUAAGCUUUGACAAUGCUAUAAAGAGCUACAAAGAUGACUUUGUGAGAUUCAGUGUCGGUAACCGUAAAGAACAGGUUACGCAUCACGAAGUAAGAAACCUGAAAUUAGAAGUAAAUAAUGUCGAUUGGAAAGAAAUCAGAAACCUUACGGAGAAAGGUGAAUCUACACAGGUGCACAUUAAAGGACAACAGAAAAAUCUCUAUGGACAAGUUACAUCUGAACAUGACCUAGACACACUCAAGAGUGUCGUCAUUAAGGAGGGUGUUCUCAAAGGGCUUGAAAACAUAGAGGUUACAAUGGAGCUUCCACUACCUGAAGAUGUACAGAAAUUUCUUGGACAGACUGUGACCAUCGACCCGAGAAAGCAGGAAAACAAAUUGGAAAACAAAACGAAAGUUACCUUGACAAGUGGGACUGAGCAUGUUAGCAAUGCACACGGCGCCACAGCUCAAAUAAUUACAAGUGUACGGAAGUACGAAGGGGAGUUUUCAUGUGAAGUCUAUCCAAGUGGAAACGUAUUGCUUUUUGACGGUGACAGAGCUCGCUCUAGUCCAGAGUUAAAGGAAGUUAUAGCAAAAUGUCCUACCGGCUUCAAGACUAACGGGAGUGACUUUUACUGGAUAAUGAAAGGAAAAGUUAAUUUUACCUGGGAGGUUGAUCAUGGUCAUGACUGGAAACAUAAUGAAGGGAAAAUGUAAAUGUGUCGAUUUCUACAAGAGGUGUGGUUUUACAUUUGUGCCGCAACAUUUUCUAUAGAUUUUUUAAAAUAUAUUUAUUACAGAAUCAAAAAAAAUUAUUCAAAACAUGUUUUUGUCUAUUAAUUUUGUUAUAUAUGAAAAUUAAGUUCAAUUUCGAAUGUGAAGAUUUCUACAAGAGGUAUCGUAUAACACUUGUGCAACAUCCUCUUUAUGUUUUUAUAGAUUAUAUUUUUAUUUUUUUACUUUUCCAAACAUGUUUCUGUCUGUUAAAUUUUGUUGUAUAUAAAGAUUAAGUUCAGUUUCGAAUGUGUAUAUUUCUACGAGUUUAACACUUGUGUAACAUCAUCUUUAAGGUUUUAUACGCUUUUAUUUUUUACUUUUCCAAAGCAUAUUUUUGGCUGUUAAUUCUGUUGUAUGUGAAAAUAAAGUUCAAUUUCGAAUGUAUAGAUUUCUGCAAGAGGUGUAGUUGUGACACUUCAUACUAUUUUGUAGUUUUUUACUUUUUUAUUUUUCUAAACAUGCUUUUGGCUGUCAAUUUGUUCUAUAUCAAUUUUGACUGUAAUUUAAAACAUAUUUUUGGCUGUUAAUUCUGUUGUAUGUGAAAAUUUAGUUCAAUUUCUAAUGUACAGAUUUAUACAAGAUGUGUAGUUGUGCCACAUUCUAUUUUAUAUAUUUUAAAAAAAUUUCUAAACACGUUUUUGGCUGUUAAUUUUGUUGUAUAUCAAAAUAAAGUUCGCUUUUGACUCUAAGUUAAAAUGAAGUUUAAUUAAUAAAAUCUAACUUUAAAAUAUCA
Physella acuta is the source of this 1642-nucleotide messenger RNA. RefSeq lists its product as uncharacterized. NCBI's taxonomy places the organism in Eukaryota, Metazoa, Mollusca, Gastropoda, Physidae. The record is from RefSeq and is a predicted model, not a curated record.